Molecule: messenger RNA, 2086 nt
Organism: Stegostoma tigrinum
Lineage: Eukaryota; Metazoa; Chordata; Chondrichthyes; Orectolobiformes; Stegostomatidae
Product: zinc finger CCCH-type antiviral protein 1-like
Exons: 11
Coding region: 411-1481 (356 amino acids)
Molecular function (GO): zinc ion binding
Source: RefSeq, a predicted model, not a curated record
GGUGGUGCGAUGGAGGAUUAAAAUGGUGAGGGUUGGAAAUGGCGAGCUGAGAAAGAUUGGCGACAUCAAAACCUUCCUUUGGACUGGUAUCCUCCAAUGAUGCUAUUUAUUCUCAUUUUCAGCUGGAUUGAACAGAGUUAAGAAUGCGAUUUACAGCUUCAGACUACCACAGGGAGCGAGUGUAAGGCUCAGUGCAGUUGAUUCAGUCAAUACAACCUCCCAGAUCCCCUCUCAGUUUGCUGGGAAGGCCUGCACCAAGUUGUUUCCUGGACUGAAGCUGUUGUCAGCAGAAAACAAAAGCGAAAGUAACUUUUCAGGAUCAGUCUAUUUUGAGCUCUCUUGGUCAGAGAGGAGAGCCCAGCAGGAGAAGGGGGUGUCUGUGACACACACAGUCCCCUCUUUGUACUCAGAUGGAGCAGGGUAACAGCCCGGGAGCGACAGCAUCAUGGCUGAAUGGGAAACCGUUCCAGUGGCAGAUUCAGGAUGGGAGCCAGUGGUUAGAUGUGGCCCAUGAUGACAUUAUAGAAGCACAAUACACGUUGCCGACUGUGGAAGGGAUCUAUGUGCACACUGCUGGAUACGGAACAAUCUAUCUGGACUUUGACAAGAUGGAAAUCAUUGGCAGCAACUUCAAACUACAAAGGCUGACCUUUCCACAAUCUCAGCGGAUGGAUGAAUACAGCUGGUAUUUUCUGGAUGAUCAUUUGUGGAGGGAAUAUGGAGUUCAGGGCACCGGCCUCAAAACUACAUUAAUCACAAGUUCUGAUAUUGAAUACAAGUUCCAGACGGCUCCUCAGGAUGGUUUCAAUUUUAGAAUUGGAAGUUUUAAUUACACCAUUAAUUUUCAAGCAAUGAUCCAGACGAAUGUUCAGACAGGUAUGAGGAGAAAGGUCAGAAGGAGACCCCGGUUUACCUCCAUGAAUCAGAAUCCAAACAGCACUUCAGGAGCAAUGGGUAACCCGGCUCUGUCAAACACCCUCCCCUCAUGCACUUGGCAGUUCAAAGGUGACCAUGGCUGUUGGCUGGACUACAGGAGACUAGGUGAAGGUGGGAUUGUUUGCUCAGUCAAUAGUCAAGAUAUUGAACAGCGUUAUCAGCAAAAUCCCCAAGCACCCCUGCAAUUUACUACUGGCCGCUUCCAGUACAGGCUGGAUUUGUCAGCCAUGACACAAAUCAACCUUUUAACUGGUACUAGGAGAACAGUGAGGCGUUUGGAAACACCUAGCCUUGGCGGAGCUAAUGCAAGCACCGGAAGCAAAGGAUUAUGGCAAUUCAUGGAUGAUGAAGGGUUGUGGAAAGAGUACUCACAGUCUGGAAUCCUCCAGUCAGUUUCAAGUGAGGACAUUGAAAGAAAUUACCAGAUGAACCCUCAAGGUUCCAUGAAGUUAUCUACUCAACAGUUCCAGUACAGUUUGGAUUUCUCAGCAAUGACACAGACCAAUUUGACAACGAGGAAGGUCAGACAAGUGCGUCGUCUUUGAAAGCAGACCAGAUGAGAAAGGAAGCAGUGGGCUAAAAGCUGGACUCUCAUGCACAUGGUGUGUUCAGACGGCACUCAGUGAACUUUGCAGCAGUUAGCCUCUAAUAAGCCUUACAGUUAACACCCUGUUGAUUUCAGAGCAACAAAUGCAGGGUUGGACAUACAAGUAUUUAAUGAAUUUUUUUGACAACCACCCUCUAGUUUACAACCUUCUCCAUUUUGGUAGCAGACAGGUUGUGGUAUUUCCCUGAAUGGAGGUCACGCUGCCCUGUGAGGAUUUGACUAUUGAACAGACAGGAAGUGCCAAGGAAGUCUCCGUGGUGUUUAUUAGUCUUGAUUUAGCUAUCAAACUACAUUAUACGCAAAGCCCCAACCUUUGUAAUGGGAACCAGAGACGCCAAUGAAUAUCAUUAAUAUUGACAAACCAAGAAUAUUUUUCCUUAAAUGCAGAUCUGGUGCAGUGCAAGAGUUAAUCCUGUUCCAAACAAUGAGUUGAACUUAUGCUAUUAUACAUUGUUAAAUUUUUUUAUGUUAAGGGGGAAAAGACAUGGUUUUAGAGACAAUGGGAACUGCAGAUGCUGGAGAAUCCAAGAUAACAAAGUGUGA